Zeugodacus cucurbitae (melon fly) is the source of this 1187-nucleotide messenger RNA. Its product is annotated as alcohol dehydrogenase. The coding region runs from base 259 to 1038 and encodes 259 amino acids. The transcript is spliced from 4 exons. The record is from RefSeq and is a predicted model, not a curated record. Lineage: Eukaryota; Metazoa; Arthropoda; Insecta; Diptera; Tephritidae. Gene Ontology annotation, cellular component: cytoplasm. Gene Ontology annotation, molecular function: alcohol dehydrogenase (NAD+) activity.
AGAAUGACUUGACAUUUGAAUUUGGGCAAACAAAAUAUCGCAAGCAAACAGUCAAAAGUAAGCUGUAUACUAUACAAGAAUUCGUAGCAGACAAAGUGCUUUUAAGAGUUGGAACAUUAUCAUAGAAUGUGUAGUUCUACAGCAGACGUCGUACCGAGCAGACACUCUAUAUUCAGUUUGCCAACGCAAAAAAAAUUGUUAAUUUCGUUCAGUGUUCGGAAGUAUUCAGUUCAGUUCAGUUGAUUUAGCUAACCAGAUAUGGAUUUGAAUGGUAAAAAUGUUAUUUACGAAGGUGGCUUUGGUGGCAUCGGCCAGCAUUGUUUGAAAGAAUUUCUCGCCAGAGGUGUAAAGAACUUGGUCAUUUUCGAUCUUCAAGAAAAUGCAAGCAUUUUGCAAAACUUAAGAACUUCGUAUCCCGAGGCGAAUAUCUUCUUCGUUCAAUUCGACAUCACCGAUAAGAACAGCAUCACAGAGGCCUUUAAACAUGCAGUUGAGAAGAUCGGACACUUUGAUGUGCUGGUCAAUGGAUGCGGUAUGAUGGAUGAUACCAAAGUGGAUCUGAUGAUUGACAUUAAUUUGAUGGGCUUAAUACAUAGCACGCUGACUGCUCUGCCAUAUAUGAAUAAGUCCACUGGUGGUCGCGGUGGUCUUAUCGUCAACAUAUCUUCUGUCGCCGGCUUGGAACCAACUGCAGUUGUAGCUGUUUAUUCUGCGGCAAAACACGGUGUGACAGCGUUUACACGCGCCAUGGCGAAUCCACACUUUUUUGAGCAUUUCGGUAUCAGUUUCAUCACCAUUUGUCCAGGCAUUACAGAAACAGGACUCGUGGCACACCCGCACGAGAAGGCAACCUUUAAAUUCGCUGAAGCUUUAGCGGCACGUUUAGAUACAGCCGAGCGCCAAAGCCCCGAAGUGUGCGCUCAGAAUUUGGUGGAACUUACAACGUCUGGCAAAAAUGGUGGUGUUUACAUGCUGGAUUUGGGCGAAGUCAAAGAAAUUACAUUUCCCACUGUGUGGGCGCCAGUUUUCAAAUCUUGAAAUUGGUAAAAUAAAUUAUUGACUAUUUUAACUCGAGUGAUCAACCAACCAAAAUUAAUAAAGGCCUGAUGUAGCAAUGCUUGUACAGUGAUAAUAUUAAAACAAAAAUAAAACGAUAAUGAAUAAUAAAUGAGAGUGGCAAAGAUAAA